AUGGCUGCCAUCAUACUGACCGACCUGACGUUUUUCGUCAUCACCGUGACGAAGAUCCACCGCAUACGUCAGCUCCAGUCGUCAGUGUUCAUCCACCGUGACGUCAUGAAGAAUGUCUUCGUGUACGCCAAGCUGUCCACCUUGACUGGGGCCUUUUGGACCUUUGCUAUCCUGGCCGAAGCUUUUGACGUCACUGCUCUAAGGUUCCUCUCCAUCCUGUUGAACGGCCUGCAGGGCGUUUUCCUCUUCCUGUCCUACGUCUGCAACAAGCGGGUCGUCAACCUGUACCUGUCGGCCUUGCACAAGGACCAGAACACAAGCACCAACCAAUUCGAUCUGUCUUAA
Physella acuta is the source of this 345-nucleotide messenger RNA. RefSeq lists its product as uncharacterized. The record is from RefSeq and is a predicted model, not a curated record. Lineage: Eukaryota; Metazoa; Mollusca; Gastropoda; Physidae.